Paramuricea clavata is the source of this 222-nucleotide messenger RNA. NCBI's taxonomy places the organism in Eukaryota, Metazoa, Cnidaria, Anthozoa, Malacalcyonacea, Plexauridae. The record is from the annotation of a GenBank genome assembly.
CUGCAUGCUGAGAAAGAUCUGGGCAGUUUGACCGUUGGUAAACAAGCUGAUUUAUUGACCCUCGGUGAAAAUCCUUACAAUGUUGAUCCAUUAAAACUGGGAAAUAUUCCAGUUCUGGGAACAUUCGUUGCUGGACGAAUAAACAAGAACCUGUUGGAGUUGGAAGACCAAAAUGGAAUAUAUGUCAUCAAGAAGAAAGCUGGCCAAAUUAAAGAAGAAUAA